Leptopilina boulardi is the source of this 904-nucleotide messenger RNA. RefSeq lists its product as uncharacterized. NCBI's taxonomy places the organism in Eukaryota, Metazoa, Arthropoda, Insecta, Hymenoptera, Figitidae. Bases 200 to 823 code for a protein of 207 amino acids. The record is from RefSeq and is a predicted model, not a curated record. The transcript has 4 exons.
UUGGUUGUCAGUGUGUGAGCAGAAAAAAUAUGGAUGUUUCGAAAAUAUCAACUGUUAUCUAGAAUACAAAAUACUGAAUGGAAUUUUUAAUUACCCUCAUAUUUCUCACUGUUUGACAUAUUCGAGGAAUGAAUUUUUUUUCACCCCUUGUGACAAGAAAAAUAAUAAUAAACAAUUUUUGCAAAUUUAUAUUAAAAACAUGGGUGACGAGUGUAAUAUUAUAAGUCAUAGAAUUGAAGAUUUAGAAAAUUUUCCACUCAAAGAAUUAAUAAAGAACGAGAAAGAAAUUCAUGUGAAAAGACAUGUUCGCGAAUGCCCAUCUGGUGAACCAGGUGAUGAGGAACUUCAAAUUCCAAAUGAUAUCAAAGAUUUCCCAGAGGUAAACGAGGCACAUUCUCAAGAAAACGAAGUUUGUUCUAACGAAAAAUUGAAAUCCAAUUCUCUAACAUUUACACCAGAAUUUAUCGUUGAACGAGAAGAAACAACAAAAGCUAAAGUUUGCUUUGAGAAUGUUGAUUUAAAAUCUCAGGAUGAUCAACUAAAAGAAAUAAUUAAUCCACAACGUCUUAAGAAACCCUUUAGUUUUUCGUUUAAUCCCAUAUUUAAAAAAAAUAUUCCCAAAGUUCAAAACACGACUUCUGAAGAUGCGGUGAUAUCAAUUCCGACAAAUGAGCCAUCAAUGAGAGAAGAAAUGGUGGAAAAUCAACCAAUUCAAUCUCAAAAUUUCUCCAUUAAUUUUUUCAUACGAAAUAGAACUCAAAUUGCUGUUAUCAUUGCCAGCUUUGUCAUUUGUACUGUUCUUAUUGUUUACGUUUACCUUUAGUUUUUUUUUUUUUUUUUUUGUUUUUCUUUUCAUUGACUUAUAAAACAAAAUAUCAAAAUUAUUAAUAAAAUAUAAUACAUA